GUUCGUUCGUUCAAUUUAGUGAUUAGUUCAAACGAACUUGAUCCGAACGACAACUCUACUCUAAACGCAAUAUUGUUUGUUACAAUUAAUAUAAAAAGUAAAUAAAAGUAUGAAAAAAUCCACCUAAAGUGACGUUCAUAAGUUUAAUGUCGAACGGAAACGGGAGAAGUGUGUAAAAGUCAUAAGAAAAUGCAAAAUACGCAGUAACAGCAUAAUCAACCAGUGAGAAGUGAAGCGCGCGUAAAGUAAGAAGAGAGGAGCAACAACAACAACAGCAACAACGUAGACAGCCUCAGCAAAAAAGAACAAAAAAAUCUCCACAGCAGUCAGAGAAACGUGAGCGAGAGCUUGUGCGUGAGCGUGAGCAAGAGUGAGAGGUAGACAGACAGGCAAGCAAUCAAUCGAAAACAGCAUCCAAAUCGACUUCCUACCUGCCCCCAAUAGACCCCUCAGACGCAUACACACACCAGCACAAAAAAGUUAGUCAAAAGGAAGGCAAUAGCAGUUAUGGACUCGGAUAACGAUAACGAUUUCUUGGACAACGUUGACUCCGGCAAUGUAUCAUCUGGCGAUGAUGGCGAUGAUGAUUUUGCAAUGGAAGUGGAUAUGCCCAGUUCGACAGAACGGCAAUUGGAUACUGAUGACCAUCUAUAUAAGGUGCUAACCACAGAUGAGAUAGUGCAGUAUCAACGAGAGAUAAUCGAUGAGGUUAAUCGUGUGCUAAAGUUAUCCACGCCCAUAACAAGAAUACUGCUGAAUCAAUUCAAGUGGGACAAGGAGAAGCUGCUGGAGAAAUACUUUGAUGGCAUCGAUGAUAAUACAGAAGAGUUCUUCAAAUGCGCACACGUCAUAAAUCCGUUUAACAAGCCAGCCGAGUCCGUGCAGCAAAAGACCACACGGAGCCAGUGCGAGGAGUGCGAGAUUUGCUUCUCACUAUUGCCGCCAGAUUCCAUGACCGGCUUAGAGUGUGGUCAUCGUUUUUGCCUAAACUGCUGGCGGGAAUAUCUGACAACGAAAAUCGUUACAGAGGGUCUCGGGCAGAAAAUAUCGUGCGCCGCGCACGGCUGUGAUAUUUUGGUGGAUGAUGUGACCGUUACCAACUUGGUGCCCGAUGCACGGGUUAAGGUCAAAUAUCAGCAGUUGAUCACCAAUAGUUUUGUUGAAUGCAAUCAACUGUUGCGCUGGUGUCCGUCCGUCGAUUGCACCUAUGCCGUUAAGGUUCCAUAUGCGGAGUCGCGUCGCGUUGAUUGCAAAUGCGGACAUGUUUUCUGUUUUGCCUGCGGUGAAAAUUGGCACGAUCCCGUGCAGUGUCGUUGGCUUAAGAAAUGGAUUAAGAAAUGUGACGACGAUUCGGAGACGUCCAACUGGAUUGCUGCCAAUACCAAAGAGUGUCCCAGAUGCAGUGUCACCAUCGAAAAGGAUGGCGGUUGCAAUCACAUGGUAUGCAAGAAUCAAAAUUGCAAACAUGAUUUCUGCUGGGUCUGUCUCGGCUCAUGGGAGCCCCAUGGUUCAUCCUGGUAUAAUUGCAAUCGCUACGACGAGGACGAGGCGAAAGCGGCGCGCGAUGCACAGGAAAAGCUUCGUUCAUCACUGGCCAGAUAUUUGCACUAUUAUAAUCGAUACAUGAACCACAUGCAAUCCAUGAAGCUUGAGAACAAAUUGUAUUCGUCUGUUAAGCAGAAAAUGGAGGAAAUGCAACAGCACAAUAUGUCCUGGAUUGAGGUGCAAUUCCUGAAAAAGGCUGUCGAUAUACUCUGCCAAUGUCGUCAGACUCUCAUGUACACAUACGUCUUUGCGUAUUAUUUGAAAAAGAACAAUCAAUCCAUGAUAUUCGAGGAUAAUCAAAAGGAUCUGGAGUCGGCAACAGAGAAGCUGUCCGAGUAUUUGGAACGUGAUAUUACAUCCGAAAAUCUGGCUGAUAUUAAACAGAAAGUACAGGAUAAAUACAGAUAUUGUGAGAAGCGUUGCACAGUCCUGCUCAAUCAUGUGCACGAAGGAUAUGAAAAGGAUUGGUGGGACUAUACAGAAUGACGCGAGUCCUGGCUGGAUAAUUAAGGCAAAAUGCGAAAUCAGAGUGUAACUAGCAAUUGGCAUUAACAGUAGCAGUAGCAGAUAACAGUUAGCAGUUAGAAGUUAAGCAGUAACAGCCGUAACAACAACAGAAAGCAGUAGAGAUGAAAAAGAAAUAGGAGCAGAUGAUGUUGGAGAUGGAGAAUAAGGAUAAAAGCAGUGCAAGAAAUGAAUAAACGAAGUUAAAAAAAAAAAAAACAUUAAAUAAAAAUAAAAACUACACAUAGAGGCACGAUAAAUGGUUGGAUAAAGGAGGCAAGUGGAAGUUGGAAUUGGAGGAAUACAGAAAACAAAAUAAACAGAAAAACAUUAAACCGUCAAAAAA
This is a messenger RNA of Drosophila innubila, 2395 nucleotides long. It is a transcript of the gene ari-1, whose product is annotated as E3 ubiquitin-protein ligase ariadne-1. Gene Ontology annotation, cellular component: ubiquitin ligase complex; cytoplasm; nucleus. Bases 508 to 2031 code for a protein of 507 amino acids. The transcript has 8 exons. Gene Ontology annotation, biological process: ubiquitin-dependent protein catabolic process; protein polyubiquitination; positive regulation of proteasomal ubiquitin-dependent protein catabolic process. NCBI's taxonomy places the organism in Eukaryota, Metazoa, Arthropoda, Insecta, Diptera, Drosophilidae. The record is from RefSeq and is a predicted model, not a curated record. Gene Ontology annotation, molecular function: zinc ion binding; ubiquitin conjugating enzyme binding; ubiquitin protein ligase activity.